Molecule: messenger RNA, 1068 nt
Organism: Psammomys obesus (fat sand rat)
Lineage: Eukaryota; Metazoa; Chordata; Mammalia; Rodentia; Muridae
Gene: Nudt7
Product: nudix hydrolase 7
Exons: 4
Coding region: 2-787 (261 amino acids)
Biological process (GO): coenzyme A catabolic process; nucleoside diphosphate metabolic process
Molecular function (GO): coenzyme A diphosphatase activity; magnesium ion binding; manganese ion binding
Source: RefSeq, a predicted model, not a curated record
UAUGCGCAUGCGUGUCACGAAGCUUUGCUUCCUGAAGUCUCCAGCAGCUAGUAGUAUUGUAAGUACUGCAAAGCCAAUGUCGCGACCUUGUGGACUCCAGGAACCUGUCAGGAACAGUCUAAUAGAUGAUGCCAAGGCCCGUUUGAGAAGGUUUGAUGUUGGGACCAGAUAUUCCCACUUGUCCCCUAAUAAGUACUCUGUUCUUCUGCCGUUGCUGGUCAAAGGAGGAAAGCUGUACUUGCUGUUCACUGUCCGCUCAGACAAGCUGAGAAGGUCACCUGGAGAAGUCUGCUUCCCUGGAGGAAAGAGGGACCCGGUGGACGAGGAUGACACGGCCACUGCUCUCCGGGAGGCCCAGGAGGAGGUGGGGCUGCAGCCCCACCAAGUGGAUGUGGUCUCUCACCUGGUGCCAUACCUGCUUGAUAAAGAUGUGCUGGUGACCCCCGUAGUGGGUUUUCUAGACCACAACUUCCAGCCCCAGCCUAAUGCUGAUGAAGUGAAGGAUGUGUUCCUCGUGCCUUUGGACUAUUUCCUGCAGCCCCAAGUCUACUACCAGAACCACUUUACACACUCUGACCACCAUUUAGUCAUACAUUGCUUUGAGUAUACAGACCCUGAAACUGGUGUGAAGUACCUAAUCAAGGGAAUGACCUCAAAACUGGCUGUGCUGGCCGCCUUAAUUAUUUUGGAAAAAAGUCCCUCCUUUGAGAUCGAGUUUGAUCUCAAUGACCUGAUACCAUCUUGCGAAAAGACCUUUCUUCGUAAAUAUCCUUCAAGCAAGUUGUGAACACAACAAAACCUAAAAGAACACCGACGAGGUUUUUGCGUGAGCUAAUGCACGGAACAACGUGGUUAGUAAGUGGGAACUGACAGGUGUGAAUAUUUUUCCUGCAACGCGAAGGUAAAGGCCUUGCCUGGUUUCCAGUUGCCGUUUUUCAUCUAUGACAUUAAAAGUCUUUCCCAAGUGGAAAAAUGCUUUGGCAGGGCAGUAUAAUUUUACCCACAAUGCAAAUAUUUUGAGUCAAUUUAGGGUUAUCUGGCACAUAAUAAAUAUUUGUUGUGAAUAUA